Molecule: messenger RNA, 510 nt
Organism: Heterotrigona itama
Lineage: Eukaryota; Metazoa; Arthropoda; Insecta; Hymenoptera; Apidae
Source: the annotation of a GenBank genome assembly
CUUCAAUCAACGGUAGCGUUGGCUCUGAAGCCAGAAGAGGCGAGGGCAAACGCAAUUAACAUGAUACGCCGGCAUUGGGAGCAAUUGCAUAUGCAAGGAGUCGGGCCAGGACCAAUAACCAAACGGGAACGCGGUUGGAUCGAGCCGACUGCUCGGGAUACCACGCGUCAUCGUGUUCCCGUUUCCAGACGUCCCGGUGUGCUUCCCGGGAGUCUACGAACGACGUUGUUUCCACGACGUCCUAGACGACAAGUAGAGUUUCAUGUAGCCCCGACGACAAGAGUCCUCUCGACGACGACCGUUUCUCGGAUUCGCUUCCUCGUCGACACGAUACCCGCUGAAAACUCUGUAGCUUCUAGACCAGAGAAUCACCACCGUGAACAGUGUUCAAAGGCCACGGGCAAACCACCUCGAUGGCAUUCAGACACUGCGGGUAGUAGUACAAGACGGAGAAACUAUAGACUACCUGGCAUAGUCCACGAUGAAAAGACGAAUCGAGAGGGACAGUAG